This is a messenger RNA of Aspergillus saccharolyticus JOP 1030-1, 7069 nucleotides long. RefSeq names its product putative pectin methylesterase. The record is from RefSeq and is a predicted model, not a curated record. Gene Ontology annotation, biological process: cell wall modification. The transcript is spliced from 2 exons. Bases 117 to 6956 code for a protein of 2279 amino acids. Lineage: Eukaryota; Fungi; Ascomycota; Eurotiomycetes; Eurotiales; Aspergillaceae. Gene Ontology annotation, molecular function: pectinesterase activity.
UCACUUCCCCUGCGGUGUUUAAAUAGUACCUUCUUGAGACCCCGAGAGAAUGGCUUUACCGGUCCCUACUACUUUCUUCCGAAAGGCUCUGCGGGUGAUCGAGGUCGACAGUCACCAUGCAAGUCUGGUCGGUCUUGGGCGUCGCCAGCCUGGCUUUAGUCCAGAGCUGUGCUGCUGCUGCCGCCGCCUACUCUUCCUCCUCAGUCACCUCUCAGGCAGUCAUUUCCACCGCCACUGCAACAUCCAGCGCAAGCACACAAGAUGGUGCGACGACUACCUCUGCAGGGUCUACCACAUCAUCCUCUGAGAAUGCUGUCACUACAUCGUCUUCGGCCUCUUCCACCGCCGUCGUAGUGGCUACAGACACCUCUGGCCAAUUCACUGCCAUCGGAGACGCUAUCUCUUACGCCCAGUCAAUGGGUCUCCCCACGGUGACCGUCAAGGCCGGCACGUACACCCAAGCCGUCACUGUCUCUGCCACGGCAACCGUGACCGUGAUCGGCGAGUCAUCCAGUCAACGAGACUAUAGCCAGAACCAAGUCACCAUCUCAGCCACCAGUCCUCUGACCAUCUCCUCCAACGUCCUCGGCAUUACCUUCCGCAACAUCAACUUCGUGAACACGGCUACUGGCAGCAGCUAUGCAGCCGCAGUCAUUCGGGGCUCAAAGAAUGCCUUCUACGGCUGUCAGUUCGUCUCGGCCGGUAGUCUUGGUAUCAAUGCCAACCUGGGACUUGCCGUGAUUGCCGACAGCUACAUCGAAGCCCUGGACAAGAUCAUCUAUGGGUAUCCCGGCUUGUAUGUGUACAACACCACCGUCGUGCCAGUCGACUCGAGUGCCUUGAUUGUGUACAACAAGGGUGCCACAUAUAACUCGGUGCUGUACAACUCCACCGUCGUUUUUGAUUCCUGCACGGUUCAGCAAAAGUCUGGCACCAGCACUUCCAAUGUCUACCUGGGUGCGGCCAACAAAGGAUAUGGCUCCGUGGUAGUCUAUCGAGGCUCGGCUCUUGGCAGCUUGAUCGCAGCAUCGGGUGCCUACACCGAUAGCUACUCCGUGGACUCCCAAAACUUCUACGGUGAAUAUCAAGAUACCGGCGCGGGCUCCUAUGCAAACAACGAAGCUAAGCGGUCUGCCUAUGUUCACCUGCUGAGUGCAUCGGACCUCACCCGCUUCUCCCCAGCCGGUCUUUUCUCAAGUGUCUACUCCCAGUUCGCCACAACCAGCACAGAUUGGGUCGAUGCUGAAGUCCUGGCCGCCAUUCAGAGUGCUGAUGCCAGUCAGCAAUCAGUUUCCACCUCUAGUGCCCAAGUCUCAUCCAGUACCAGUGGUACGACAACAUCUACAACUACGACUCAAGUCACGGCCAGCGCCGUGACUUCCACCUUGAUUCGCGCAAGCGUCACUACGACUGCGGCAUCUUCUGCUGCGGUCCGCGUCUCUGCCUCAUCCUCUACUCUCUCGUCGGCAACGAGUUCAUCGUCAUCCGGAUGCUCUUUGCCGUCCACGGUACCCACCAGUGCUUUGGUAGUCGGUCCAUCAGGUAGUUGUGCGCAGUACACCAGCAUUGCAUCGGCUGUCGCGGCCCUGCCCUCCGACUCCACCACUCAGUAUGUCUAUAUCCUCUCGGGCACUUACGAGGAAGCUAUUACCAUUAGUCGCGAGGGGGCUACGGUAUUCCGUGGGGAGACCGCAAAUGCCCUCGAUCAGUCCAGCAACACGGUCACCAUCGUGCAUUCCGCUGCCGUUCUGUCGAGCAACGGCGGAUCGGCAUCGACUGCAACAUUCCAAGCGUCCCAGUACUAUGCCAAGGGAAUUUCUUUCUACAACAUCAACUUUGAAAAUGACUAUACCCCCACCAAGAACUACAUCGCCGUGGCGGUUGCUGCUAAGGCUCAAGUACUGGGCUUCUACGGCUGUGGCAUCAAGUCUUCCCAAGGAGGUUUGUUGAUCAACUAUGGUGCCUUUUACUUCUCGGACUGUCGGAUUGAGGGUACCACCGACUUCAUUUGGGGUUAUGGAGGCAUUUACGUGUACAAUUCGCGCAUCAUUUCGGAUGGAACAACCACUGGCCAGACCAUCGCUGCGCAGUCCUACCAGAGCACCUACGAACCAUCCCAGUUCGUCUUCGAUAGCUGCGCGUUUGUACCGAGUGACAGCUCUGUCCCGAAGAGCAGCACUUACCUUGGACGGGACUAUUCCACCUCCGCCCGUGUUGCCGUUCUGAAUUCGUAUCUCGAUGCCCACAUUGCGCCCAUCGGCUGGUUGAUCUCAUCGUCGAGCAGCAGCGUGACCUUCGCCGAGUACAACAACACUGGUCCAGGCGCCUCCACCAGUUCGCGCAGCAGUGUUGUGGACAUCCUAUCUGAUGACAGCGCGUAUACUCUUUCUGCUGUCCUGGGAAGCACGAGCUGGAUUGAUACAUCAGCCGUCGCUCCCUUCUCUGGCUUCCCCGAUUCCGUCUACGGCUCCUCGGCUUCCUCCUCUGUCUCCGUGACUGCCACCGCGAGCUCCUCGGUCACUGCCUCGGCCACCAGUGCGGCCGCCACGAGCACUUCGACAUUCGUGGUCUCACAGAAUGCCACCACUGGGCAGUACCGUAACGUCACCGCUGCGAUUGCUGCUCUGCCGAACGAUGGCAUGGCUUACACCAUCUACAUCCAUGCCGGUACCUACACUGAGCAGAUCUCCAUCACACGCUCUGGGAAGGUCACUUUGCGCGGCGAGACUUCGUUCGAGAAUGACUACACCCAGAAUCUCGUCACCAUUGAGUUCUCAAACGGAGAGCUCACCAGUGCGGGCGAAGAUGAAAGUACCCCUGUCAUCAAUGCCAAGAAGACGGACGGCACAGGCUUGGCUCUGUACAACAUCAACUUUCAGAAUACCUAUCCUCAGACCAGCAACACCGCCGCACUGGCGGCCGACUUCUAUGGCACCAAUAUGGCUGCCUAUGGUUGUUCCUUCAUUGGGUUCCAAGACACCUUGCUCGCAAACAAGGGUACACAAGUCUUCUCGAACUGUUAUAUCGAAGGGUCCAUCGACUACAUUUGGGGAUAUUCCACCGCGUAUUUCCACCAGUGUUAUAUUGCUACGAACACCCCUGGCGCGUGCAUCGCCGCGCAGAGUCGUUCCUCGUCAACUGCGUCGGGCGGUUAUGUCUUCGAUACCUGCUAUGUCACCUACACUAGCAGCUAUGGGUCGACAUAUGGCAAGUCAUACCUUGGUCGGCCCUAUUCCGAGUACAGCAUUGCAGUCUACAUGAACUCCUACUUGGACAAGCACAUCAACGCUGCUGGGUGGGAACAGUGGUCCACGAGUUCUCCCAAUACUGCCUACGUGACCUUUGGCGAAUACAACAAUUCGGGACCUGGAGCCUGGUCUUCGAGCCGUGUCUCAUUCGCUACCAACUUGACUGCUACUCAAGCGGCCUUGUACACCUUGUCGUCAUGGAUUGGUGACACGUCGUGGCUGGAUAUGACCGCGUACGAUUAUGUACCUUCAUACAGCUUGACCGGGCCCACAACUACGACCAGCACCAACACCUCGACCUCGACCUCGACCGCCACUGCCACCUGGGCGCAUCCUACUAGUGGCACUGUACCUCCCUCAGGUGCUGUGCUUGUUUCGCCUGGAGGUACUGUCAACGGAUCGUACAGCACUCUGACGGAUGCCCUGGCGUCUCUGCCCGACGAUUCCACCACGCAGAUUAUCUUCAUGUACGCCGGCUCCUACGAUGAGCAAGUGCCGUCAGUCAAUCGCGAUGGACCAGUGAUGAUCAUCGGUUAUCAGUCGGGAAGUCCUGGUGCUACUUAUCAGAACAAUCAAGUCACCAUCACCUACUCGCGGGGCUUGUCCGUCAGCCCAUUACCCACUGGCCAUUCGGACGCGGAGACCGCUACGUUCGCAACCGCCAGCAAUCAGAUUGCUCUGUAUAACAUUGACAUCAUCAACACUGCCAAUUUGGACGGCUCGGAGUCGUCGUAUGUUACGCUGGCUGGCUCCAUCUACGGUUCUGAAAUCGGUUUCUAUGGUUGUAGCUUCGUUGGCUGGCAAGACACCCUUCUGACCGGCAGUACAACUGGCUACCAAUACUACGAAUCGUCCUACAUUGAGGGCGCAAUUGACUUCAUCUGGGGUUACUCCAAGGCUUACUUCAAGGGCUGCACCAUCGGUGCCAAGCGCCAGAAGUCCGCCAUCACUGCCCAAAGCCGUGCCUCAUCGACCGCCGUUGGCGGUUAUAUCUUCGAUCAGUGCUUGUUUGAGGCUGCCAGCGAUGCUACGGUCGAUCUGACCGAGCUUGUCUACCUAGGUCGGCCGUAUUCGGAAUAUGCUCUUGUGGUCGUGAAGAACUCUUAUUUGACGGAUAUCAUCAACCCCUCCGGGUGGAAGGUUUGGAGCACAUCCGAUCCUCGCACUGACUAUGUGACCUUUGCUGAGUACAAUAACUCCGGACCUGGCAAUUGGGAGAAUAAUGCUGCGUCGCGUGAGGCCUUCGAGUACUGCACUUUGUUGACCUCGGACACCUACACUCUGUCCGAGGUCAUGGGAUCGACGGACUGGAUUGAUAUGACUUACUGGGACUCCAUUGUUACCCCCGAGCCUGCGUCUACCACGACAACCACCACCACCACCACUGGCUCGAACUCAACAACUAUCUAUGACGGCACCACUCCUCCGGCGGGAGCUUACAUUGUCUCUAAGACGGCUAUUGCCAACGUGACGACCUAUGACACCAUCCAAAGUGCGCUAAACGCUUUGCCUACUUCUAGCAAGGUGACGCCUACGGUUUUCAUCUAUCCUGGCACCUACGAGGAGCAGUUGGUGGUCAAUCGAUCUGGCACUACCAUUUUCAUGGGUUACUCAGAUAAUCAUCUCGAUUAUGCGAGCAACCAAGUCACCAUUCAGUACAACCACGGUGUGGACACUCAGGCUGACGAGUCCAACUCGGACAGCGCCACUGUAUACGCCACGGGCAACUACUUCCAGGCUAUCAACAUCAACUUUGUGAAUAAUUUUGGAACGACCAAGGACUACGCUUCCCUCGGAUUUGCGGUCAAGUCCAGCAAGUACGCCUCGCUCUAUGGCUGCCAGGUGACCGGCAAUCAGGAUGCGCUGUUGAUCAACGGCUACUUCUUCGCUAGCAACAGCUACGUUGAGGGUAACAUCGAUAUGAUUUGGGGCUCUGGUUCGGGCUAUUUCCUCAACUCGACUAUCUCUCCCAACGAAGAUGGCAUUAAUCUAACGGCCGACAAGCGCUCGACCAGUACUUCAGUUGGUGGCUUUGUCUUUGAUCAGUGCACCGUCACUCCGGCCUCUGGAGCUGGUAGCAUGUCCGAGAUCUCGCUGGGUCGCCCUUGGAACAGCUACGCUCGUGUGGCUUACAUUGAAUCGUACCUUGACUCGUGCGUUGAAGCUGCUGGCUGGGAGCAAUGGUCCUCGAGCAGCCCCCAGACCGACGGUGUCCUGUUUGGUGAGUACCAGAACUAUGGCCCUGGGUCGUCGACCACCGACCGGGCGUCUUUUGCGACGGUGCUGGAUGCCAGUACAGUCGCGCAAUUUGAGCUCACCAACUUUUUCGCCUCGACUUCCUGGAUCAACCUCACUCUGGUUGAUGGCACUCCGUUCGUGCCGGGUAACUCGACCACUGUGCCAGUCACCAGCGCCAGCCUCGUGUCCAGCACUUCUGAGCUGGUUACGGCAACUCCGACCACGACUGUCACUACGCUCUUGACUGUCACUGACCAGGAAACUGCCUUCACGACCCUCACGCCCGCGGACCGCACUUCAACGGUCAAGGUCACGGUCACCGAAGACGUGGGCACCACUGUGACCCUGGCUGAGUCGUUCAAGACCACUGUCGAGAAGACCACUAUUUCCAGCACCGUGACCAUUUCAGAACCGACUGUGACUAGCGUCACAUCGACCGUGAUCACCAGCUCGGAUUUAGAAACCAUCACGGCACCUGCCAGCACCAAGACGACCACCGUCAAGGAUACAACGACGGUCACCGCCACUGUCACUGAGGGCGAUGUCACUACUACGAUCAAGAGCACGGUCACAGCCACCAGCACCAUCACCUCCUCUGCGAAGGCCAAAAUCAUCACUUCAACAGUGGCUAGCACGACCACCAGCGUCAAGACAUCCACUCCGGGCACUGUCACGGUCUCAUCAUAUACCACCGUGACCCAGGGCAGCGGCGGCACUACCACGGAAAGUACAAAGGCCACCACCACUACUGUAGACGUGACUUCGACCAAGACCAGCACGAAGACUGUUACGACCACGCUCAGCUGUAUCCCCUCCGCUAACGCCAAGCGCGAUUUGAUUCUACCCCGGGCUACGGUCAAUGCGGCCACUGUUACUCAAUACACCACUUUGACAACCUAUGUCCGGACCUCAACCGACAAGCUGGCCUCGCCCACGGUGUUCGUUACGUCGACCACAACCAAGACCACAGGCGAGACUUCAACCCUAAAGGCUUCUACGAGCACCAUCACCAGCGUCUCAGCGACAACCAAGGUUGCUACGGAAACCAUCAAGGCCGUUACAGUCUUCCUGACGGAGAGCAGCACCAAGGUGGUUGCGAAAACUACCACGCUCAAAGCCAGCACCAUCACAGAGACCAUCACGUCCGCGGCCACCAAGACCUCGACCGUGUCUGUGCCCGGUGCGACCGUGACAGUCACCAGUCUGAAGACUACUACCAUCAAGUCGACCGUCACAUUGCCUCAGAGCACCGUUACUAGCACCAAGGCAACUGUGACCACGGUCAAAGAGACGGUCACCUUGGCGACUCCCACAACCACCGUCCUGAAGACGACCACUGUGAGCCUGAAGCCCUCGGUGACUAUCACUGAGCGGGCGACCAGCACCCGUACGUCGACUAUUGAUCAGACAGUCACUGAGACUUCGACGGUGACCAAGACCUCGAAGAGCGCGAAGGCUUGCCCUACCUAGGGGGAUGUCGGCACUCAUAUUAUUCUUUUCUCUGUCCGGGAUUCGGGGGAUCUGUGUGUCCUGUCUCAUUACUAGUAUUAUAGCUAUAUCUAAUGGUUUAUCUCUUUUCCAAA